AUCGGUGCUAGGUCUGACGUGCGUAAAGUGUGCAAGGAUGUGUGUGGGGUGGAAGGCGGAAGCUACUUCUUUACUUUUUUACGUCAUAGUUGUGCGCGCAAAAUGAUUACGUCAAAACGCACUUCCUUUUCUUUUUCCCAUUUGCAAAGUAUUAGUGAAAAUCAACGUUCAACUUUAAUUUUUUUCACUUCCAAUCUUAUUUGUGGCUAAUAACUUGAGACAAUAAGCCGAAACCAGUUUUCAAGAUGUCUGGCAACCACGCAAUGUCUCGAGAACUGGAUCAGGUAAUUGACCAGUACCGGGGCAGACUGCGGUCAGUGGCCGGUCUGUGGACACAGAUGACCCAGCUAGGCUUCUGUGACGUCAGCAUCCCCAAGAGCACGGAGGACAUGACCAGGCGGCUGGAGGGUGCCGUGGCUGAACUCAUGGAGAAGGAGGUCAAGGUCGAGAGGGCAAGACAGUGUGUCCUCAACCUUGGCCUGGUUUUAGCUACACAACCACAGACAAUGGCACGAGGAAGAGCUGCAGACCAAACUGUUCCUGUCUACUCGCAGCAAGGAGAUCAAACAUCGCCUGGCUUACUACAGAGGACUCCUGCGUCGCCUGGAGCGUUCUGGGCGGAGCGAAGACGGGGAGGAGGAGCCAGAGGAGAGGGCGGGGCUAGGCCGUCAAUCAGACAACUUCCUUGUUGACGGCUCACCAGGCGUGCAGGCUAAGGAGGUAGAGCAGUACUUGAGCCACCAGUUCGGCAUGCGUGUGUUGGCGGACUACACCAUGCUGAGGCGACUCAAGGAGGAAAUUGGUGUACAGGGCUUGGCAUACCUGGUGGAGAAGAUUAGACUACAGGGAGGAGGGCAGAUCCCGCCAAACGUGGCCCACAGCCCGUCCUGUAAUGACUGGGAGGAGAGGAGGGUACAGCAGGCGCUGCUCAAUAUUGCUCUGGAGUACAGAGAACAAGGCGAGAACAAGCGACUCCUUCGUGUGCCGGGUCUCUGCCUCACCCCGUCCACCGACUCUGUGGACGGCGAGGUGGGCGUGGCGGGUGCGGGUGCGGGGCACAUCAGGGGGCGUGUCCAGGGCGGGGAGGAGCGCAUGGGGUCCCCGUCCAUCGCCUCCAGCACCAGCUCGCGCGUGACCGCUCACAGCACGGCCACAGACAGCAGUCUCGUCUCCGGCUCCUCGGGCAGGCGCGGCUCCAACAACUCGCUCCGGAGAAAGUCCUCGCUGGCGCGCAUUAAGAAAUUCCUCAAGUUUUAG
This is a messenger RNA of Aplysia californica (California sea hare), 1257 nucleotides long. RefSeq lists its product as uncharacterized. The record is from RefSeq and is a predicted model, not a curated record. NCBI's taxonomy places the organism in Eukaryota, Metazoa, Mollusca, Gastropoda, Aplysiida, Aplysiidae.